This is a messenger RNA of Ilyonectria robusta, 1452 nucleotides long. RefSeq lists its product as uncharacterized. The transcript is spliced from 3 exons. NCBI's taxonomy places the organism in Eukaryota, Fungi, Ascomycota, Sordariomycetes, Hypocreales, Nectriaceae. Bases 1 to 1452 code for a protein of 483 amino acids. Gene Ontology annotation, molecular function: oxidoreductase activity; FAD binding. The record is from RefSeq and is a predicted model, not a curated record.
AUGGCAAAGUUGGCAUUGGCAGAUGUGCGUGCGAGCUUUCGUGGGUUUAUUUCCACCCCCCAAGAUCCAGCCUAUGGCCGUCUCAUUGAACGCUGGUCUGCAAACGAGCAGAAUGAGCCUCAGCUUAUUUUCGAGCCCGUUUGCGAGGAAGACAUAUCCCUCGCAGUCAAGUACGCCGUCUCGAAUGACAUUGAGGUGGCUGUAGUGUGUGGUGGCCACUCUUUCUUGGCCGCAUCUAGCUCAAAGGGAGGUGUUCACAUCGACUUGCGACGCAUGAGAGGCACCUGGGUUGAGAACACGCACUUUGGCGCCGACGGAGUCAUGACCAUUGAAGGAGGUGCUUCUUCUGGGGACGUCGCUGAAGCCUGUGCCGCGCGAGGCACCUGCACUCCAUUGCCAGCGGUUAAAGAACUCGGAUAUAUGGGUUUCGCCUUAGGCGGUGGAGCAGGGUGGACAUCGGGUCUUAUGGGGCAUGCCGUCGACCAAUUCCUUGAAGUUCGCAUCGUUCUAGCCUCUGGAGAGGUUGUAACUGCCUCCGAAAAGUCUCAUCCAGAUCUUUUCUGGGCUGUCAAGGGGGCCGGAUACGGUUUCGGAGUUGUGGCGAGUGUGAAGAUCCGAGUUUGGGGUCUCCCAAACCAGAUAUUCUGUGGGACUAUUGUGUACCCCGCAUCGUCAUUCAAGGCCUUGUUCGAGGCUGCUGAACGGUAUAUCGAGCGCCAAAAGGAAGAAGACACGGUAGCAUUUGUCUACCAAAAUGUUGACCCAGAUGGUGGCCACAAGGAGUCAAUCCUGGCAAUGCCUUACUACCACGGCAAUGACGAAGCUGAGGGUCGGCGACGAUUUAAGGAGUUACUUGAUGUUCCACAUAUCGCUGACACAACUGGGCUGCAGUGGUAUCCAAGAUCCGCAGAUAGCACUCCUGCCUCGGUAUGGAUGCCCAUGCGUCGUUACUCGAACGGGACGCUCUUUACACGAAUAUCGCCAAAAGUAUGGCUCCCAGCAAUUGACCGCAUUAGACAAUGGGUUGCCGGCGAAGAGAGCAGGUACAAAGGGUCAAGCAUGUUCAUGGGCUUAUACGGCUGGUACAAGACCUUUGAGAACACUGGUCCCCAGUUUGACAGCGUCUGGCCGUUCCGUUUCCCUCCGAGCGAUGGUGAAAGGUCCUGGCGGGACUGUGCCGUAUACAUCACGACCGAAAAAGCAGAGGACGAAAAUGCAGCUAUACAAGCUGCUAGAGAGGUCGUGGAAGUGGUCCGGCAGAAGCAUGACGAAGAGUUUGGGCCAACUAAAGUUUGGAGAGUCUAUCCAAAUGCAAGUCUGCUACCAGGGACCACUGCUGAGUACAUCUUCAAGGAGAAUUACCCACGUCUGCAGGAUGUAAAGUCACGGUAUGAUCCAGAGAAUGUCUUCCACAAGAAACAUCCCAUAGUGCCGAGGCCCGCAGCAGCAUAA